Soboliphyme baturini is the source of this 1153-nucleotide messenger RNA. The record is from the annotation of a GenBank genome assembly. NCBI's taxonomy places the organism in Eukaryota, Metazoa, Nematoda, Enoplea, Dioctophymatida, Soboliphymatidae.
UUUCACCUCUUCUUUAAACUUAGCCAUAAAAAUGCAUCUUUUGCUCAAUUUUUAACAGUUUUGUUUAUAGGGAUUCACUUUUCCAGCAUCGCAAGAACUAUUGGCAGAGUGGGUUCCCCCGCUUGAGAGGACGAAGCUUCCGACAUUGAGGUACACACCAGUGGUAACAGACAAGCACGCUAUUGGUAGUCUGUACAGGAUGGUAACUAUCGCUUCUCAAUUAGGUGUCAUGUUUGGCUCCGUGUUCUCCUUCGCAACAUCAGGUGUUUUGGCAGACUCGGAGUUUUUGGGCGGCUGGCCGUUGCCAUUUUACGUUGGAGGAAUAAUUGGCUUUGUGUGGUUUCUUUUUUGGGUUUCGUUGGUGUCAAGUUCUCCUGAUUCUCAUCCGUAUAUAACGCCAAGUGAAAAGAAUUACAUCACAGGAGCCCUACUGGCAGAAAUAAAAGGGGAUCAAACGAUAUCCAAGAAAGUCAAGUUCACUGAAGUUCCAUGGGCCUCGAUACUUUUAUCACCGCCGGUGUGGUGUGUUUUCAUUAGCCACUUCAGUUUCAAUUGGUGUUUCUAUAUAUUGCUGACCACCUUGCCUCAGUACUUUAAAACGAUGCUUGGUUUCAACUUGCGAUCCAACGGCUUACUGUCUUCUAUUCCUUAUAUUGCAAUAAUUGUUGUUCAGCUGAGCGUUGGUCAGAUUGCAGACCUGUUACGAGAACGCUUUAACGUAAAAACAGUUUACGUUCGCAAAUUCUGUGACUGUACCGGACAUUUCCUACCGGGUGUGUGUCUGUUGAUUGUGGGUUUUCUUGGUUGUAAUCCGACAGGAGCUGUCGCUAUGCUCGUCUUAAUGGUCGGAAUAUCCGGAUUUUGCCUUGGCGGCUUUGCACCUAACCUGUUUGACAUAUGUCCUUCUUAUGCCGGAAUCGUGAUGGGUAUUUCGAAUACUUUAGCAACUGUCGCGGGUAUCGCUGGCCCAUACGUGACAGCAGUGCUGACUGAAGGACCACCAUCGUUUCAAUCAUGGAGAAAAGUCUUUUAUAUAACAACUUCCAUCUACUGGUUUGCUACAGUAUUUUACUUCUUCUUCGCAGAAGCUACAAUUCAAAAAUGGGCUAUUUCUAAGCCACAGAAGAAAGUUGAGCCGCCCGAAAAAUUCUAA